Oncorhynchus tshawytscha (Chinook salmon) is the source of this 2054-nucleotide messenger RNA. RefSeq names its product transmembrane protein 198-B. The coding region runs from base 604 to 1809 and encodes 401 amino acids. Gene Ontology annotation, cellular component: plasma membrane; cytoplasmic vesicle. The record is from RefSeq and is a predicted model, not a curated record. The transcript has 7 exons. Lineage: Eukaryota; Metazoa; Chordata; Actinopteri; Salmoniformes; Salmonidae. Gene Ontology annotation, biological process: positive regulation of canonical Wnt signaling pathway.
GUAUUCCUACAACCCCGCGUUCUUGUGCACAUGGUAUCAUCCAAGGAAAGCUGGGGCUGCACGAUGCUUGCAGGGGAAGCGUGAACACAAAGAAACCACAGCCGUCGGAUUGGGAAGAACAAAAGACAAGAAAUCUCAAACCAAGUGAGGAACCCGAUUUACGACAACAGUUUAAAUUAAAAACAGUCUUGAUUUUCCAUUUCUAUCCAUAUUCGAACCAUUAUUUACAUGGCAUAUGAUAGGAGGGGGACAUUACACUGCCGUUAUCCAGGAGAGAGUGAAGCUUGAGCGGUGAGACGUUGUUCUAGUGUUUCCCGAUGGCUUGGUGUUCGUGGGCAGUGCUCUCUCUCUGCCAAGCCGUGGUCCUGGUGCCUCUGUAGCGUUUGGGGCGGGCAGGGACUGCGUUGAUGGUUGAGGACGAUGACUGUCUUGGAGGCUGCUAGUUGACACAGAGGAGAGGAUUCAACGGAAUCUGACUGGGCAUAUAUCUUGUACAUGCUGGGUCGUUACGGAGGUGGAUAAUUUUGGAUGGGUAACAUCGUGCCCUGAUCCUCCCUGUCCCGGCCCACCUAUUCAACCUCUGACCCCCCCACCCUAGUCACCAUGACAUCUGCAUCCUGGCCCCAGCUGCUGGCUUUCAAACUGGCCCCUCCACCACAUGACCCGGGGAGCCCAGAGAGGAUCCUCAGCUGUGACGAGGAGAUAGAGCGUCGUUAUGAGAUCGUUCCCUCUGUGGCCUGCUCCAUGUGCUGCCUCUUCGGCAUCAUAUACUGCUUCUUUGGUUACCGUUGCUUCAAGGCGGUGAUGUUCCUAACAGGCUUGAUGUUUGGCUCCGUCAUCAUCUUUCUGCUGUGUUAUAAGGAGCGUGUUCUGGACACCCAGCUGAGUGUGGAGGCCUCGGUGGGCAUCGGCCUGGGCAUCGGUACCCUCUGUGGCCUGGUCACCAUGCUGGUGCGCUCUGUUGGACUAUACAUGGUGGGGCUACUGCUGGGACUACUGCUGGGCAUCGCCUCACUGGUGGUAAUGGAGGAGUUCCACCACCCCCGUACGGUGUGGGUGCCCCUGGGGGUGUUGCUGGGGUCAGGCAUGCUGUUCGCCGUCCUCACCCUCCAAUGGCAGCGCUUCUUCACCACCCUCUCCACUGCUGUGUUCGGCUCGGCUGUCAUCACCGUCACUGUGGACUACUUCAUUGAACUGUUUGCCCUCGUCAGAUACAUAUUUGAGAGGAUCAAGGUGGCUCCACCCCGUCCUGUCUGCUGGUUCACCUGGGUCAUCAUGGGGGUGUGGCCUGUACUGGCAUUGCUGGGGGUCCUCAUCCAAUGGAAGGUCACCGCCGAGGGAUACUCACACACUGAGGUUGUUCUCAGUCGACAGCAGCGGAGGGUCCAGUUGAUGAGGAUCCACCAGAAGGAAGAGAGGAUGCAGAAAGAAGUGAGGAAGAAGAAGAAGAGACAGAAGCAACAAAAGCAGAAGCAGCCGGAGCAGCUCCAACAUCAGCAGUACCACCGCCCUCCUCCACCUACCUACCCUCCUCCUACCGCCGCCACCACCGCCACCACCACCACCACAAACAAACCCCUCCUCCCUGAGCCUAUCACCUACCACAGGAAACCAAACCCCAUUCGACGCUUCGAUGGGGACGUGCUGUCCCCUAGUUACAUCGCUAGUUUCCGGGACAGACAGGUGGACAGACGGGAUUACCCUCACCACGGCAGGCCGAUCGCCAGGCACCACAUGGCUGACCGUGACUACGACUGUGGAUCCCAAGUACCCCUGACCGCCCCCAAUGGACCGGCUGUACGAGUUUGACAUUGACAAUAACCUUUAUAUCCCGUGACAGUGCUCCUACAGGUUUGGAGUGGUACUGUUUGUCCUUUUCCUUGUCCAGUGAAGGUCUCCAGUGUCCAGAUUGAAUGUUAAUCUCUGGAUUAAUGUAAUCUGAGGUGGAUAUCAGAAGGUUAAUGUCACCCGUCCCCUUCUCUUUUCUUUUACCCUGAAGCAAAUCAGUGUCCAGACUGAGAUUGACCUUUGAACCCUGGACUGACUUAUUCUAA